AUGGUAGAAGAGAUGAUUGUGGGCUUCGAGGACAGGACAGAAGAAAUUGCAAGAAAGCUUCUUGGAGGACCAAAAUAUCGCCAGGUUAUUUCCAUCGUUGGAAUGGGUGGAAUUGGCAAGACAACUUUAGCAAAGAAAAUAUACAACAAUUCCAAUGUUCGGUAUUAUUUUGAUUGGAUUUCUUGGUGCGUUGUUUCUCAAACUUAUAAAAAGAAAAAGUUGUUGGUUGACAUUUUGAGCUCUGCUAAUAACCUUAAAAGAGACAAAAUUUCUGAAUGGAAAAAACGAGCGCUGGCCAAAAUUUCCGAAUGGAAAAAACGAGCGCUGGCCGAACACCUUUAUAAAAAUCUAAGGGGAAGAAGAUACCUCAUUGUUAUGGAUGAUUUAUGGGAUAAAAAAGCAUGGGAUGAUUUGCAAAGGUCAUUUCCAGAGGAUGAAAACGGAAGCAGAAAGCUAUUUAAGAAAGAACGUUGCCCUCAAGAGUUGCAAGAUAUUGGAAAGCAAAUUGCAGAAAAUUGUCAUGGACUUCCGCUUUCAGUCGUCACGGUUGCUGGAGUUCUUUCAAACAUGGAGAAGAAAGAAAGCUUAUGGCAACAAGUCGCAGAAAGAUUAAGUUCUUACAUAUCCCAAAAUGCCGACGACUACAUUCCUUCAUUGAAACUUAGUUACACGCAUUUACCAAAUCACUUGAAGCCAUGUUUCCUUUAUCUUAGUGCAUUCCACAAAGGUGAGGAAAUUCCAGUUCGGAAGCUAUUGUUACUAUGGAUAGCGGACGGAUUCAUAGAGAAAAAGGAGCACGAGAUCUUAGAAGAUGAAACACAGGAGUAUCUAACGGAACUUAUUAACAGGAGCCUGCUGCAAGUUUCCGUUAGAAGAUCUGACAAUGGAGUAAAAGCAUGUAUUGUUCACGAUCUAGUACUUGAUAUGUGCUGGAAAACAGCUGAAGAAGAAAUUUUUUUUGUUUCAACAGUAAGUUAA
Messenger RNA from Olea europaea var. sylvestris, 978 nucleotides. Its product is annotated as putative late blight resistance protein homolog R1A-10. Lineage: Eukaryota; Viridiplantae; Streptophyta; Magnoliopsida; Lamiales; Oleaceae. The transcript has 2 exons. Gene Ontology annotation, biological process: defense response to other organism. Bases 1 to 978 code for a protein of 325 amino acids. Gene Ontology annotation, molecular function: ADP binding. The record is from RefSeq and is a predicted model, not a curated record.